This is a messenger RNA of Pseudopipra pipra, 7993 nucleotides long. Its product is annotated as gamma-aminobutyric acid receptor subunit rho-2. Gene Ontology annotation, cellular component: plasma membrane; GABA-A receptor complex; neuron projection. Gene Ontology annotation, biological process: chemical synaptic transmission; regulation of membrane potential; signal transduction. Bases 2073 to 3542 code for a protein of 489 amino acids. Lineage: Eukaryota; Metazoa; Chordata; Aves; Passeriformes; Pipridae. Gene Ontology annotation, molecular function: GABA-A receptor activity; extracellular ligand-gated monoatomic ion channel activity; neurotransmitter receptor activity. The record is from RefSeq and is a predicted model, not a curated record. The transcript is spliced from 9 exons.
ACAUGGCAUAUUAUUUAUUGUUUGCCUGGGUCUUGGGUUUUUUUUGUCUUUUUUUUUUUUUUUUUUUUUUUUUUUUUGGUUUUUGGGGGUUUUUUUAGUUGAUUGGUUUUUUUGUUGUUGUUUUGGGGUUUCUUUGGUGGUUGUUUUUUGGGGUUGUUUGUUUUUUGUUUAGGGUGGUUUUUUUUGGUUGGUUGGUUGUUUGGGUUUUAUUUUGUUCAUUUGGAGGGGGUUAGUGGUUUGGGGGUUUUUUUUAACCUAAAAUCUAUAUUAGAUCCAGAGACUUUCUUAUUUUAAGUUUACUUAAAAAGUCACUGGUAAUAUUCCUGAAUACUGUGAAAAUGGAUAUACAAGCAGCAGGCCUAUGAUUUUUAAGGUUUUGAGAGGUUUUGUCUGUGACUGUUUAAAUUGGAGUGAAGUAGAAGAACACAAUGGGUGGGAUAAUUUUCCUCUGGUAUCAUUGUUCAAAUUAUUGUUCAAUGUGUUUAUUUCAAAGACAAGGAAAUUUAGCUAGCUCUCAUUUUGUUGCUGUCAGACAUGAUAGCACUGACUUAAGUGAGAUUCUCAUCCUGUUUCUCAGCAAGUAUUUAUCAAGCUACCUACAACUUUCUAGAUUUUGUUAGUUAUAGCAUAUAUUACAUUAAAGUAGCUAUAAAAACUUCUAAAAUAAGGAAAGCCCAUUAUGUGUCUAAGGGGGAUGUGGAAAAUUAAAAACUCCAAAAGAUGACUUCUUUUUUAGCACUUCUGUGCACUGUUGAUAAUCUUGUUUGCAGGUACAAAGGAACAAGGAUGAAAAAAUAUUUUUUUUUGGAAGUUCCGGCAGAAGUAUGUCAUUUGUUCAGCAGUUACUUACACAUUCUGCCAUAGAACAGUCUGAUGUCGAUAUACUGUCUUUUUACCUAAUUUUUUAUUUCAUUAGAAAUUAAAAAAAAAACCAACAGAAAACCCCAAUACACAACUCUCCUUCCCCCCCCCACCACAAAAGAAAGCACCUGGCACACCAAAACACUAAAAACCCUCUCCACAUCCUGUAGCCUCUAAUACAGAAGUACUCUGUCUCCUAGUUGGUGCUUGAAUACCCAUUCACUUCGAAUAUUGCAAACGUGGGCUCACGGAAGAGAGUUCUGGAAAAGGUCUGACCCACAAGACAGCGUUGCUGGGGUUUGAGUUGCUCACUCCUCUGGAAGCUUUGAGUGUGUUUUUCUCUCCCUCCAGAAUCACUGCUCUGCUAAGACAAUGUUUGCUCUGGUACCUGUGCCACGCACUGGCUGUUAUUAACACAGACAGUCAGCAUUGUCCUGCCACUGAGCUGUGAGGAAAUAAGCCCCCUCAAUGGUUUUUUUGUAAACAGCCUCUUCCUUGUGAUUAAAGAAGUAGCUGCUUGUAACUUUAAAAUUUUCAUUUAAAUCUUCUUUGAUAAGAGUUCAAAUGCCUGAUUAUGCAAAAUACCCAUUUGAAAAAAACCACCCAGACACAUUAAUGGCAACUUGUUUUAUGUAAAGUCGAUUGCACGUAUAGUUUGGGAGUUUCUGUUUUAAUUUUCCUUUAAAAGUUAACAGUAAAUAAAGUCAGCAUUUUCAGAGGAAAUAGUUCAUAUUCUAUGUUCAACAGCAUGAAGAGCCAGACUAAAUCAGAAAAUAAACCUUCAACUGCUAUAAACGCAUCAAAAUACAUAUAUUUUACAAUGAGAUACAUGUCUGAAAUGCGGCAUAGGUGUUUUCCAGUUGAAAAAUAUGCCAUACAAAGGAUCAAAAAAACGUGGAAUGCCUAAUGAAAAGGGACAGCCUGGUUUUACAGUCUGGCAGGAGGAUAGCACUGAGAUUAGGGGAUUGAGCAAAAAGCCGCAUGCAGAAUUGCGGGUCUUUAUAUAAUGGCUUUAGUAAGUAUCCUUUAGGACCCAGUGGAAAUGUUUAUGAGGUAAACUUGGUGAGUAAUGGCCAAUCAUUAAGCGGUGAUGAGGGAAAAGCUUUGAGUGCGAAGCCCCUGAAAGCCUGUCGAAAGCAUCACGUCGGGAAAGCAGCGUUUGUGCCACUGAUCGCUGACCAACGCGCGACACCGGAAUUAGAGUUGAUUCAAUGUUUAAGCCCGGGGGGACUUGUACUACAGGAGGUCACUGGAGUGCAGAGUGCCCGGCACCCAUUUCCAGCAAGAUGCCUUAUUUUGCAAAACUCCUUUUAUUAAUCUUCUGCUUAGUUCUUCUUGUGGAAAGCAGAAAACACAGGAGGAGGAGGUGGACAAGCCAGCUGGAUGUGCAGAGGGCAAGUCACAUCUUUAAGAAGAACCAUGACUUGACCAAAGCUUGGAAAGGAAAGACAGAACAGCUUCUCAGAGUCGAUGAACAUGACUUCACCAUGCGGCCAGCUUUUGGAGGCCCUGCAAUUCCUGUUGGGGUGGAUGUGCAAGUUGAAAGCUUGGACAGUAUUUCUGAAGUUGACAUGGAUUUCACUAUGACCUUAUACUUAAGGCACUACUGGAAGGAUGAGCGUCUCUCCUUUCCCAGCACCAACAACAAGAGCAUGACCUUUGACGGCAGGCUGGUGAAGAAGAUCUGGGUCCCUGAUGUCUUCUUUGUGCAUUCCAAGAGGUCCUUCAUUCAUGAUACCACCACAGACAACAUCAUGCUGCGAGUGUUCCCUGAUGGUCAUGUCCUCUACAGCAUGAGGGUCACAGUGACAGCAAUGUGCAACAUGGACUUCAGCUGCUUCCCCCUGGACUCUCAGACAUGUUCUCUGGAGCUGGAAAGCUAUGCUUACACUGAUGAAGAUCUGAUGCUGUACUGGAAAAAUGGGAAUGAAUCUCUGAAAACUGAUGAAAAGAUUUCUUUGUCUCAGUUUUUGAUACAAAAAUUCCACACUACAUCAAGACUGGCUUUCUACAGUAGCACGGGUUGGUACAAUCGACUCUACAUUAACUUCACUUUACGUCGACACAUCUUCUUCUUCUUGCUCCAAACUUACUUCCCUGCCACCCUCAUGGUCAUGUUGUCCUGGGUGUCCUUCUGGAUUGAUCACCGAGCAGUUCCUGCCAGAGUCUCUUUGGGGAUAACCACUGUGCUGACCAUGUCCACGAUCAUCACUGGGGUGAAUGCUUCCAUGCCUCGUGUUUCCUACAUCAAAGCCGUGGACAUUUACCUGUGGGUCAGUUUUGUGUUUGUCUUCCUCUCGGUGUUGGAAUAUGCAGCUGUGAAUUACCUGACGACGGUGCAAGAGCGGAAGGAGAGGAAACUCCAGAAGAGGUUUUCAUGUUCGUGCGGAAUACCUCACUCGAAAACUAUGAUGCUGGAUGGAAACUGCAGUGAAUCUGAUGCCAACAGCCUGGCAGGAUAUACAAGAAACCAGAUGGUACCAGAAGAAGAAAAACAAGAAAAGAUAGUUGUGCAUUUGGCUAUGAGCAAUGAAUCUAAUUCAUCAAGGAAGAGAGGCCUGAAGGGUCAUGUGGGCUUGCGCAUCAUCCAGAACACUCAUGCAAUUGAUAAAUACUCAAGAUUAAUAUUCCCAGGCACCUAUAUAUUUUUUAAUUUGAUAUAUUGGUCUGUCUUUAGCUAAGCAUGCUGGCACAGCAGUGACUGAUUCAGAACACAUUUACAAAACUCUCUUUUGUUGGUACUUUUUCAGUCAAAUCUGGAUGCAAAGCCAGAAAACUCUUUCUUUUAUUGCUUCUUCGAAGGGCAAAGGGGAGGACUCCAGUAAGCAACUCCACGCACAGGCAUCAUGGAGGAACCUGCUGUGCUGGUUGAUUUUCAACCCACACCCCAGCUCCUGUUUGCUUUAAGACGCAUGCCAUUUCUCAUACUUGAAAAUAUGUGCUCACCCUUACACCCAAAAGGUGCUGGCCAUGCUGGUGGUGCCUGCUGUACAAUGGACAACUAGAAACAGUGCUCAUGUGAGCUGUAAGGAAUUAGAUAAAUGCAAAUUGCAAUGGGAGGUCUGGACAGUGCAUCUCCUGUAAGGGAACUGAAUGAACCUUUCCUUUUAAAAUCUCUGCUUUUGAGCAAAUUAUUUUAUUUUUCUUUGGCAUAUUAGCAUUGUAGUCUUUUCAAUUGUUUUAUGAAGAAUGCCUCCUUUCAGGGUCCAAAUUCUACUUUCUCUGGAUAGGACCUUCAUCAACACUAUUAGGGCAGUUGACUGUCCAAGGUCAGCUGGACUGGUUACAGAGUGCAGGUGGUAUGUUUGUGUCAGUGGUAAGAUUAUAAGUAAGGAGCGAUGAUGAAGGAGAGCUAAGAAGCCCACAGACUCACAGAAGAUGGCUCCCAGGGUACCUGGGUAAGGAAAGCGGGGAGGUUUAGGCACAUGUUCUCCAUAUCAAUGGAGCACAGUAGGUAGCACCUACUCUCUAAAAUGAGAAGGGGAACUGAUCUGUAGCAUUCACACACGUGGUGAAUGGGCAGUGCCCCUAGGACUUGGACCUUCACAUUCCCUCCCAAGAAACAGAAAUCAGUGUUGAGAGCAGCACACAUGGCUUUCAAAGGUUUUCCUGUGAGGAAAGUGCAGCCCACAGACAAACUGUACAUGCCCAUGUGCCUCUCCCAGUCAACACAAUGUCCUUCUUCUGAAUGUGUUCAGGCAUUUGGGAUCAAAAGGGAGAUGUGUCUGCCAGAACCUCUCUCUGCAGAAACAGAGGUAUGGCAGAGAUUAGAUGGCCAAGAAUAAUAUUGUGGGGUCCAAGGUCGAUGUAAAGCCUUUGAAGCUGCUUCAAAGCAUUGUAACAAGCUUAUGUGCUUGGCAGUUCUUUUCUCAUCCUGUGAUAUCUCCCCUUCCUUUGCUAACAAUGCUGACUGCAAAACCCAAAUGUAGAAAUAUUAUAGCAACAAGACAACAAUGCUCAGGUUUGUGUGCUCCUUAGUUUUAGAAAACAGAAGGACUUUUUGGCUGUGUUGGAGAUUAUGUACAUCAAAAUAUUUGUUUACCAUGCUGAAACUGAGCAGUAGGGGCAGAAUUUGAAACGUGAAGAGCCAGGACUGAGGUUAGAAUAAAGAAAAAGCAAACAAAAAUACCAGUGCAGCCAUAACUAUUUGUCAGCAUGUGAAAUUUUUUGCUCACCCUAGCAGUUAUUCUUACGUCCUAAAUCUCAAGGGAUGUAAAAAUGGCAGAGAAUUGUCAACAACAUUGUUGACUGUCAACAAAACCCGGGUUUUCCCUCAAACAUUACUGCCUAAGUCAAGCUGAUGGUGGCACUGAUUUACUGAAAAUGAAACUAAAAUUAACAACCAUGUUCCCUUUUUGUCAGCCCUGUUAAUAACUGACAUAAAUGGGGUUCUGUCUGGUCACGAAGUGAGAAAAUACAUCCCUGAAAUUGCUGGCAAGAAGAGGAGCCAUGGAAGGACAUGGAAGUGUCUGAGAGCAUGGAUUGUGCUGUACCCCAGCCUGCUACUUGUGUGUACCCCAGCCUACAGCAGGUCAGUGCAUUUACCACCCAUCACUUCUGGAGCUGAAACCUUGCUACUUCUCACAUUGACAAGUGGAGAUUACUACAAGAAAGAUGCAAAAAAUAUUAAAGAAAUAGACCACUCCUUUUUUUGAGAGGUUAAAGUUUGGACACAGCAGUGCAUUCUUCAGCAUUAGCAGUUUUGAGUGCAAAACAGGAACCAAUGCCCCAGCUGGCAGCAGGACAGUGCAGCAAAGGGACUUCUGCUGGGAAAAGGCAGCAGAACUGCACCAUGAAGUCACCAGAGAGCACAGGGAGUGGGAAACUUGGUUCCUGUGCCCUCCUGUUUUGCCAGUCUUCCUGCAUUGCCCAUGGCAUGUGCCAUUUAACCUCUCAGUGCCUCAUCUCCUCCAUCUAGAAAGUGAGGAGCGGUAAGAUUUACCUACCUCAUAAGCUGCCAAGGGGCUUAACUUGCUCAGCUAGCACAUGUGUGGGGCAUGGUUAUGAUUUCUGAGCAGGUCACCCACUGGGAAUCCGAUUUUGUCUUAGUUACCAGCAAGUUGUUCAAAUGCAUCCUCUGAAUCAGUUUAGGUGGAAGAAAGCAGGUUUCUCCCCUGCCUUAUAAUGCUAUUGAAGCUCCCCUGCAUUAUAAUGAUAUUAAACCAGGGAUAAAUGUAGCCAAACAGCCAAAAAGCGAGUGCUGUCAAUGAAUAAUGCCUCCUUGCAUACAAAACCCAGGAAGUCCUAGUGCUUUACUUUGCCAUUUGUUUUUAUGACACCUCCUGUUCCCUUAGAAGUUAUGACAAAGAUGUCCUUUAGAUCUGUCAUCUUCAUUUGAACAUUGCCUGUAGUUAAAUGUCUAAUAAGCAUCUUUUGGAGAGGAUACCUUGCUGUUAUUUUAUUUGCAUGUGUACAUAACUGAUAGAGAUUGAUGUCUGUUUCUACCAGACACAAUUAUACAGCCUAUAAAACCAUCAAGAGGGUGUUUUUCCAUUAAAGCAAAAAAAGUCCAUACUCAAACUUAGACACCACUUACACUUAUUAUUCAUUAAAACAACAGAUGGAAAACAUAGAUACAAAUAAAGCUGAGACUUCUUCAGGCAGCAUUAGGAGUUGUAUUUUUCUGCUUAUGAAGAGGAGAGUGGCUAGACAUGGAGGUAGAAUGAAUAUUUGAAGUGUAGAUUGACAAUAUAUUUCACCCUUGAUUUACCCUGGAUUACAAGAGACUCCAUGAGCAUUGUCUAACUUCCAGUUGCAAGAUCCAACCAAUGUUUUGAGAAAUAGUGCCUGAAGCUAGGCUCUGAGUACUGUUUGAUGGAUACAACCCAAUUCUGUGAAGCACUAAGCAUCUGGACAAUGAACCUACUGAAGGACAGGAUUUUCAGAAAUGCACAGGAGAUUUGAGCAGAGGAGAUUGGGGUCACUGAUGAAUAUGCCUUCUCCAGACAACCCUGUCCAACUCUGAAGAGAGAAAAUGUCAGCUCUGCUUAUUUCUACAUCUGGCUCCAUUGUCAUUUUACUUACUUCUAACCAAAUCAUGUCUCUGAAAAAAAGUAACUAUGUAGAUAUGUACACGUAUGUAUAAUGUAUAUGCAGGUGUAAUGUAUAAUGUAGGAUGACACUGGGAUGUGUACCUAUGUUAAAUAGUGUACAUAUGUGAAAUUGUAAUAUAUUGUAUGUAAAUUACCAUUUAUUAUGCCCAGAAAACUUAUUAUGUUGAAUGGAAAAAAGGCUCUUAUUGUCAGCCAAGGCCCAAGAAAUGAGGUAUUAGCAAAAAAUAGGAGUUCGCUCACAUUUUCCUUCUGAAAAAGGAGGCGUUGAGAAGGAGGCAAGAAAUGCUGAUGCUAAACUUGUACAAUGGGUGCAAUCCACUGUGCUGAUUGCUGUAAUCAAACCUGGUAAUAAAAUAACAGAUGGAAAGGGUGGGAAAGAGUCCAUUUCAUGGUGUGACCUUUAAAUUUGAUUUUAAUUCUGUUUGGAGCUUUGAAUAAACACCUUACUUGUAAUUGAUUUUAAGUAAAAAGCAUCUCAAAAGGUGGAAGAAAUGUAGUGUAAGCAUGCAAGGAUUUUGAAGUAUGUAAAGCUCCUCAGGAAAAAGGAGCUGCUAAUUACAGAUAUAAGCUAUGGAGACAUUUUGUGAAAACUGCAGCCCACAACUGAAGAAAUUGUAAUAAUUGCUUUACAAUUAGUGGCACAUUCUCAGAAGCCCAAAUGACAGGUAUAUAUCUCAAUCUCCAUUUGACUACAAAUAAGAACUUGUCAUUUAAUUCUUCCUCUCUGCCUUUGAAACUAUUGUCUCCACACAUCCCGAUGGAAGAUAAAACCAGUCUGGGAUUCCGUCUGCCCAAUCUCAUCUAUUAUCCCUAAUACAGACAAUGGAACUAAAGUAAAUGUGCACGGGUGAGGCUUAAUAAUGGCUGUUGUCUGUCAAAUUUCCACAAUGGAGAGAUUACAGCAAGGUACAGCCUAAUUAAGUGAGAUACUGCCCUGCUGAAAUUUAAAGAGCAGGAAAAUGUAUUUUAAAAACAGCAAGAAUUUAGCACUAUUAAAAUUAAAAUGUAAUCCAGUCUCAUACUAAGCUGAUUAAUGCCUUUGCAAAAAUGACAUUUGAAAUAAAAUAUCAGGGUCAUUA